Messenger RNA from Sitodiplosis mosellana (orange wheat blossom midge), 6483 nucleotides. Its product is annotated as protein rolling stone-like. The coding region runs from base 5145 to 6065 and encodes 306 amino acids. Gene Ontology annotation, cellular component: membrane. The record is from RefSeq and is a predicted model, not a curated record. Lineage: Eukaryota; Metazoa; Arthropoda; Insecta; Diptera; Cecidomyiidae. The transcript has 5 exons.
AGUUCAAUAACGUGACUUGAUUUUACCGUUAUCGUGAUUUUUUUGUUUCGGAUUGUUCUAAUUCGUUUCCACAGCGAGAAUAUUCGAGUGUUUAAUUUGCAAAUUCAUAGAGUUCAUUUCGAUUUAUGAAAUUCUUUCUGAGUUCCCAGUCAAUUUGCUGAAGAUUCGAAAAAACCGAUGACAAAAUUCACUUGAAUUAUUAUAUGUGUGUGCAUGUUGCUUGAAAUAAAUGCGGUUCUUUCAAGAUUGGCUUGUUCAUUGGCGAUUGUCGGGCGGCAAUUGCUGCAAAGUCCACGGCAUACUCGGUCGAUGAUGCAAAGUGUUUGCGUGCUGCAUUUUACAAAAUAGGAGGCGCAUACCUAUAACUAAAGCAUAUGAUUUUUUUCUCUUCUGUGGCGAGCGCGAAACCAUGCGGUUUUGAGUCAAUGUAUUUUUUUUUCCUCCCGUCCGUUGCGAAUGUGUGUUAGAAGUCAAACGUGAUGCUUGAGACAUUGCACGCCGUGGAAUAGAAUUAAGUAAUCGCAUGGCAUUUCGAUGCAAAAAAAGAGAAGAAACUUUUUUUUUCAAUUUAUGGACAAGAAAUUCACACAGCCGCUCGUUGCUGUUGGGUAUUUCAGACGUUGUGUGCGAGUAGGAGCUGCUAUUUGCACAAAUACCUGUCUCGAUUUUAUUGAAUUUUUUUCUCAUAUUUUUUUUCUGCUUUUCUUUUUCAUCGUCAGAAACGAGUCUUUGCGUCUCUGCGUCUGUAUCACCGAGAGAUAGAUAGAUAGAUAAACGCUCGUAGCAUUUGCUGUGGCUGUGUUUCAAUGAAUAACAAAAACUUUGCACCAAAUGCAUAAAAGUAAUGACAAAAACGAGCGCAUGGAAUGAGUUAGAGAAAAGUUGCCAGGGGUUCCGUAAUCUUUGCACAGACUUGCAAUGAUCACGAUGAAUGGAUCUUUUGUAAUUCCGUUGAAAAUGAACGGUUUUCAAUUUAGCGAUUCGAAUUGUGUAGCCAUAUCAUAACGUUCCGAAUCGUAAACUACCUUUUUUUUCGUGGCGCUCCGUAAUUUGUAAUACAGCUCGGACCGGGUGGUUUCUCAUCAAAGAAGUACAAUGUGUUGUUUUGUGUUUUUUUUCGCGUGUCUUUUUUUUAAUCGCCUGGUUUUGCAUUCCAAUUGUGUACUUCGCGUAUGGUUUUUGUUUUCUUCAUCUUUGGAAACCGGCAAUUAUUUUGGACACCGCAAUAUUAACGGUCCGAAACUGCCUAAAAGGAAUGCAACUGUGCAUGCUAUGAAUUCUUAAUUUGUGUGUUUAGCAAAGACGCAAGACAAUGGAAUAAAAUUAGCGCUACAUUUUAUUCAAUUUGUUGGACAAUAAAAGAAAAGAGAAAGAACCGCAGCCACAGCAGCAGCAGCAACAGCACCCACAGUAAUAACAACCAUUAUUUUUGCGAUCAUUUUUUUAUUAUUACAAACACGCAAGACAAUGCAGCGAUUAAUUCAAAUGAUGAUUUUUUGUUAGUAGUUUGCUUUAUUCAUGUUUUCUUUAGACACAGUGGCGAAGGUUAAUUGCCUGCCUCAUGCAUUUGUACGUCCCUGUUUCAACACCAAUCCGUUUUACGGUGCUGUGGUCGCUGCAUUUUUGUUGUUAUUAUGCAUAUUGACGUUUAAAUAUGCGCAUGUAUUUCUGUACAUACUUGUGUAGUAAAACAACGAGGCAAGGUAGAAUGCACAUGCCGCAUGGGUUUGCUCAGUAAAUUGUGCGCGAAUAUUUUCGCGUAAUUUUUCGUGACUUGUGUGUUUGGGUCGCAUGUCAUGAUCGACAUCACCUGUUACAGGGCCAAAGUACUUAUUAUGCUUAUUUGAAAGCGCGUUUCAAUGAAAUUUGACAGGUAAAAUGACACUAAAUUUGCCUGUUUUCGAUGCGCCUACAAAAACUAAAUGACUAUGUAGUUACAUUUCAAUGCUGCUAAUAGGUUCUACAGACAAAAUAUCCCAUACUCGACACAUGCUCGUAUUCGUUUGAAUUGCAAAAGGAAAAACGAAAAUCGCGAUUUUCAAAUACGUGUGCUAAUUAUUUGCGCAUACAUUAUCUCCAUCAAACCAAAUAAUAUGUAGGAAAAAAAACAUCGCGCGAAGAAUUUGUAAAAAUAGUAGUUUUCCUUCCAUUUAUUUAUUUAUUUAAAGAGACGGUUAUAUUCUGUGCCAUCGACUGUGCAACAAAAACAGGCGAUUCGAUUGAGUAGACAUCAUGCUCAAAUACUGAUAGUUGUUUUAUGUCAAGCGAUAUCAUUGACUUUGAUUUGCGUUCAUCCAUAUCGCUGCCACUAUAACCGAACACGCGCCAGACUCUAUCACGAACAAAAUAAAACGCCCUGCAAUAUAUUAAUGUCGAUUAAAUCGGCGAAAAUUCAUCCAAGUGAAAAAAAAUAGUUAGCAAUACGAAAAAAAAAAAUGAAAGUAAAAAAACAGACAAAAUAAAUAAAGACAAACAGGUAUUGAACGGAGGAGAUCGGUAGCUCAACGGCGUAAUAUUGAGAGGCGUGAGAGUGUGAAUGUUUAGUAUAACCGAAAAAAAGCCAUUCAAGUUUUCACAGUUCGAGAAAGAUUUUGUAUUUGCCGUUUGUAGUUCAUGGCCAACAUUCGUCAAGGUCAGGAAUACCACGCAUGCGCUACGGCACACCGAUACGGUUUAAGCGGUGUUUGUAUUAUCAUAUUCAAUUGUAUCGUCUUUUCUUCUUCAGUCAUUGUCAUUGCUUUGUUUCGUUUUCUAUUAUAUUUCGUAUGCUUAAAUGGAUGUAGCAUGUUUUCAAUGAGUUUUAUGCAAAGCUUAUGAUAAUCGGUGGCUGCUUUGAAUUUAACCGCCAAAUUAAUUACGGAUGGUGAUGAUCUUGGGUUUAAUAUGCCCAAAAAUGCACAUAUCAGCUGUUGUUUUAUUCGCAUGUUUAUCUUCUGGCAAAAUAAAACAGUUUCGUUUUGUUUUUCAGACAAACAAAACCGAUGAAUUCGUGAAAACAUCGUUUGGUUUUGUCUUUUUGUUCAUUCAUCUGGACACGCGGGCGACAUUUCAUUAAAGUCAAAUUUUUACACAACAGUGUAAUGAUAGCAAUAGAAUGAAAAUAAAUCAAUUUUGUUUUUUUUGCCAUUGUCAGUUGCCGAGGUUGAAUUUGGUUUUUGUUUUGCCCACCUCUUAUAUUUGAAAACAUUGAAAAAUGGUUCAAAUUCCAAACCCAUACGAAAUUUUUGUUUUUGAACCAUAAAAUUAGAAUAUAAAUACACGCACAUUUGGUGUGAAUUUGAAAAGGAAUGGCAUUCACUGCCUAGAGAAAAAAACGCUGAGCAAAAAAAACACCCAGAUGAGCAAAUAAGCGAAAGGAAGAAAAUUUAAAGUUGUGUAAUACUGACACGUAUAUAUUUAGUUCAAAAAGAAUCCAUUCACAAACGGGUCAGCAAUAAAAGUGGCUAUCUUAUUUCCAUUCUCAAGGUAAAUGGCUUCCAGUCUGAUUUCGGUCAUAUUUGUACAUUCUCAUUCAGAAAUGGUACGAUCUAUACUGCUUUGUAUUCACCAUAUCUCCUUGCGAUCAUUUCGUAUUACUUUUUCCAAGAUAUGCAUGUAUAAAAAAACAUCAGUCCCUCGAGCCCAGUAGGUCUGCUGUUUUUUUCUUCCUUCAUUUUUGCAUCAUACCAAUCAGUGGCAAUUACUAUACCAUGGUGUUAAAUUUUUUUUUCGGCUAACGUAUAGCGAAACCUCCAUACCAACGUAAUAUUUGCCAAUCACUAUAUUCGCCGAACUCGGUCUCUAUAAUUUCGAUAGACGCCGAUUUGUGCAAUAGACUUGGUAUUCAAUGGGUUUUUGAUUCAUUUCGAAUUCGAGGGCAAUCAAAACAAAAGAAAAUCUACAAAUGAAAAAUUCAAACAUAUCAUAGAAAUUAAAAAUGAAAACAUCGGCGAAGGUGCGAAUUGAAACGUACAAUUCUUCGGAAAAAAAAUUAGCUAUAAAAGACGAAGAUGUUGCGAAAUUUAAUUGACGUCGUCAUACACGUAAUGGACAUGCCGUUAUAACAUAAUUUUUUUUUCUCUUUCGUUCAGUGUUUAGUGUCAUUAAAUUGACGAAUUUAAAAUAGUAAAAUCGGUAAAACUCUCUACGACAGCCGAUCCAUUAACGUUUGGUGCUCUUGAUUGAUGAAAUUAUCGUCUUGCCUUUCGGCUACUAACUCACCGUUUAGCCUACAGUUUCAAUUUCGAAAUACGCAUGAGUCUGCACAUUUUGUUUUUGUUCAACAAUUUAAUCGCAACUUUAAUCAGUUUCUACGCAUGAACAAUUAUUAUGAUUUUUUAUGGCGGUUACGAUACUUUUGAAACACUUUGUUCGAGUCAAUUCAUAUAAUUAAUUCCUUUUCAUUUAUUCUUCCGUCAAUGGGAUGAAAUAUGUGUCAUUCAUUUCACAGAGCCGGCCGAUAACAAUGUGCAUGCGAUUGAGUGUCAAUAAAAUAAAAGACGAAAUUGCGUCGCGUCAUUUCAAUUCUUCGCAGAGUUUGUAAUUAAACAUAUCUUACUAACCGUUUGAGCAUUUUAUGACCAUACAAUUCUGGUACGUUCGUGUUUCUUUGAAUAUCUACGUAGGCUUGACAAUCAUUCGAGGUAGGCCUCCGCAUGCGAUAGGCAAAAACGAAAUAACAAUCGCAUGAAGCAAUAGACUAUUUUUGAGGAGACUCGAAUGACUCACAGGUCGAAACGAUCUCAAUAAACACGUUGUUGAUGAAGUUUACUUCAAAAGUUUACUUCAUGCAUUGUAAUAUCGUACGAUUCGGAUAGGUUUGGCCACAGUGAUAAGGGCUUGUUAUCGAUGCUGUUGACUUGCAACAACUCGACAAAUUAUUCCUGGGCCCAGUCUGGUUCAGUUACGAAAGUAAGAUAAAAUAUCGUUUUGAUCGUGCAAUUAAGUGGACGUAUGUUCUUGAACGCCAACUGAAAAAAAAAUAAAGUAUAAGCUAGUGUUUCUUUUGAAAAAUAAGCAUAGCCGAACCUAAAGUGUAUUCGAAUCAGAAGUGCGUCUUGUUUUCAAUACGAAAGUGCCGAAUAAUCUCGUGACAUAAUUCACAAACAAACUAGUGAUAGCACUCGACUAUUGGCACAUAUUGUGACUGGACGGAAGAAACAAAGAUGUCGAACAAAAUGAUAAAGACGUACAAAAAGGAGCUGAAGCUGAGUAAUUGCGGAUUUGAUCACGAUCCUGUGGAUUCAAUGGUGCGUUCACAAUGGCAAUCAAGAUCGAAAAACAAUUUCUAUUUGGUCUACCGAUGGUUGGUUGCAAUAUUUGUGAUUGCUGUGGUGAUUGUAUCGAUGUUCUCGCACGUGGAAAAAUACAGUUUCGGCCUAUUCUUCAUAUAUUUAACGCAUUGGGGCAUCUUAAUCAAUAUGGUGGUCGGUGUAUUUGGUGCCAUUCUCGUGACUGUUUGGCACUUUCACUCAGACUUCAAAGAAAAUGUUCUGAAAAAUAGCGAAAUGCCGACAGCGUUCAAAAUCUACUGGGCUUUGCACAAUAUCGCGUUAAUCACGUCAUUCGCGGUGACGAUAAUUUACUGGAGUAUAUUGCAUAAUGACAAAAUACCGUUAAACGCACCAAACAUCUUAUCACACGCGAUGAACUCGGUUAUCAUGUUUUUGGAUAUACUCAUCGUGGCCUAUCCCCUCCGAUUGUACCAUGUCAUUCAACCGAUUUGCUUUGGUGUUUCGUACGGAAUAUUUUCGUUCAUUUAUUACUUGUGUGGUGGGGUCAACAUACUUGGAAACCCGUACAUUUAUAAUGUCUUGAACUGGAAUGAACCCGGUAAAGCCAUGGUAACCGUCUUUGGCACAUUGAUUUUGGCCAUCAUUGUUCAUGUCACUCUAUUUUGGAUCUACAAAUUGCGUGUUUUCGUACAACGACGAUACUUUAGCACUCAAUUGAUUUUGCCCACCAAAGUGCCGAAACAACAACGACUUAACAGCUCAUUGGGGUCACAGAUUUCAAUGGUAUUCGGUGGUGACGACGGUUGCACAAAUGAUGCAUUUAAAAUAAGCUCCGAAAAAAUGUGUAAAUAGUUUUAGCAUAAGAUAAAUAUAAGUAAUAUAGAGAGCAUAUAGCGCAUGUGACAAUUAGCACGAAAAUGUAAAAACCAGGGAAACUAUUCGCUGUUAGUUGAACUUUGUCAUUCAUUUCGAUUGACAGCAGUAUUAACAUUUAAAUAAACAAAUAUUAUGGCUUAAGGUUUAUGUGUAAUUAGCAUAGGAAUUGUUAUUCUACGAGAUUCUCACUUUUAUUGCCUUCUUUGAACAAUGAAUUAUUUGAAUAAUAACAUUCCUUGAAAAUUGAAAACUGAACAAAAACAAAAAAGCAAUCAACCAACCAAACAAAUCACAAAAUAUGUGAGAAUUGAAAAUAUAUUUAUCAUGAUAAUUAUGUAGCAUAGCAAAAGCGUGAAAUAAAAUUACAAAGAAUUCUGUGAUUUGUACGACGAGA